This is a messenger RNA of Macrobrachium nipponense, 462 nucleotides long. Its product is annotated as pro-resilin-like. NCBI's taxonomy places the organism in Eukaryota, Metazoa, Arthropoda, Malacostraca, Decapoda, Palaemonidae. Gene Ontology annotation, cellular component: extracellular matrix. The record is from RefSeq and is a predicted model, not a curated record. The transcript is spliced from 3 exons. Bases 18 to 374 code for a protein of 118 amino acids.
CCACUGACUGAGGAAACAUGGCAGCUAAGGUUCUUCAAUUGGUAGUGAUGGCAUCUGUCACUAUUGUAGCAACCCAAUCAAUGUUGCAGUAUGCACCUCUAUACGACUAUUCUAAAGCAGUGCUCGUGCAAAAGACAUCACCUCACUAUUCCUUCAGCUACGCCUUGAAGGACGACCAUCUUGGCAACGACUUUGGCCACGAGGAAAUCCGCGAUGGUUACGACACCAAAGGACACUAUUACGCGAAUCUUCCUGGCGGGAGUUUCCAAAAAGUGUCAUACUACGUCGCAGGGGGUUCUGAGUUCGUGCCAAAGGUCUCAUACUUGAAAGAUAAAUUGCCAGUCUCUGUUCCUUCUCCAAUUACAUAUGUUUAAGAGUCAUUGCAGAAACGUUUCAGAGAGAUGGUUUAAUCAUUUAUGUCCUUAGCAAUCCUAUUCUAAUGUAAAGGAAAUUUAAUAAAAG